GUAGCAGAUAGGUUUAAUUUAGUCGCAAAAGAACACAGCGUACGGUCUGUCUGCCUGCUUUUUACUGCACGUCUCGUUGUUGUUGUUGGAGUUAAGACAAGAAGAAGAAACAAAGCGAGUGUGUCAGCAUCCUGCAUCCCGCCUGCAGCGAUGGGAGAAGCUGAGACGCGGCAGAAAUUGCUGCGCAAUGUGAAGAAAGAGGUCAAACAGAUCAUGGAGGAGGCCGUGACGAGGAAAUUUGUGCACGCAGACAGCAGCCACAUCAUUUCCUUUUGUGCUGUGGUGGAGGCUUGCGUGCUGCAUGGACUGAAGCGGCGUAUAGCGGGGCUGCUGUGCAGUAACAAGGUUGCGGCGCUCUUCAUGAAGGUGGCAAAAAGCUUUUCGCCUGCUGAGCAACUUUGUCACAAGGUCCGAGAGCUGGAGCAUCUCAUAGAAAACAGCAAACAAAACAACUCUUCACAGAGCAACGAGCGCAGUCAGCAGUACAAAUUGAACAACCUCCCCCCUCAGGCUCUCAAACACUUAUGGAUACGAACCGCUCUAUUGGAGAAGCUGCUGGACAAGAUUGUCUUGUAUUUAGUGGAGAACUGCAGUACAUUUUAUGAGAAAGAAGCCAUGCUGAUGGAUCCCGUGGAUGGGCCCAUUCUUGCAUCUCUAUUGGUUGGUCCUUGUGCUUUGGAGUACACCAAAGUCAAGACCGCAGACCAUUUCUGGACGGACCCAUCUGCUGACGAGCUAGUACAGAGGCACCGCAUCCACAGCGGGCACUGUAGGCAAGACUCUCCCUCAAGAAGACCGGCUCUGAUCCAAAAGAGACAGUCCAGUGGCAGCAUGGACGACCGCCCUCUGGUGUGGGCAAGGGAAUAUGUGGAAUCACUCCACCAAAACUCGAGAGCCACUUUGUUGUUCGGCAAGAACAACGUUCUGGUGCAGCCGAGAGAUGACAUGGAGGCAAUCCCAGGCUAUCUGUCUCUGCAUCAAACUGCGGAUCUGAUGACACUCAAAUGGACACCCAAUCAGCUGAUGAAUGGCAAUGUCGGGGAGUUAGAUUCUGAGAGGAGUGUCUACUGGGACUAUGCCAUGACAAUUCGCUUGGAGGAUAUUGUGUAUCUCCACUGUCAUCAGCAAGUGAACAGUGGCGGAACUGUGGUUUUGGUGAGCCAGGAUGGAAUCCAGAGACCACCAUUACAUUUCCCAAAGGGGGGCCACUUGCUCCAGUUUCUCACCUGUCUGGAGACGGGCCUGCUACCUCACGGUCAAUUGGACCCGCCGCUCUGGAAUCAGAGAGGAAAGGGAAAGGUCUUCCCCAAAUUGCGUAGGCGGAGCCCGCAUGGUUCAUGUGACUCUGUGUCCGAUAAAGAGGAUGAUGAAGCAACCGAUUACGUGUUUCGGAUCCUAUUUCCUGGCAAUCAAAUGGAGUUAAUGGCUUUAGAGCUGAUGGACCAGGGUAUGACCAUGUGGCAACCAUCCCCCAGGAAGUCAUCCUGCUCCUCUUGCUCACAGAACGGAUCAUCUGACGGCUCUCUGCCUAAUGGCUGCAAUCAGGAAAGGGCUCCUCUAAAACUCCUUUGUGACACCAUGAAGUACCAGAUCAUCUCUCGGGCUUUCUACGGAUGGCUGGCUUACUGCCGUCAUCUGUCCACAGUUCGCACCCACCUCUCCGCUCUGGUCAACACCACUAUCGUUGUCCCCGAUGUGCCCUCAGAUGCACAAGGAGGCCUCUCUGCGGACGUCUGGGCCCAGUACCUCCAGGACAGCUCUGCCUAUGAGGAGCAUGAGAUACACAGGCUUGUGUAUUUUGGUGGCGUGGCACCUUCGCUACGCAAGGAGGUCUGGCCCUUCCUGUUGGGACACUACCGGUUUACAAUGAGUGAGAAGGGCAGGAUGGAGAUUGAUGAGCGGAUGGGCACCAUGUAUGAGCAGAACAUGAAAGAGUGGCAAGGUUGCGAGGCCAUCGUGCGCCAAAGGGAGCGUGAGAAACACGCCGAGGCCCUCGCUAGGUGUUCGUCGGGCGCCAGCGUUGAAAGGGGGCCCAUCGUGCGGGACUCCACCAUCAGCACAGAUUCAUCACUAAGCAGCAACUCAGAUCAGCAGAAUGUUCGGUCACAGAGUGACUCCAGCAAUAGCGCACAAGUAUUUGUCUUGGUCGAUGCUGGGGAUCCGAUGGAGACGAGACCCGAAGAAGUCCAAAAGCAGCACAUCAGUCCAAUAAAGGACAUUCCGGUUGGUCCUGUUGCCUGCAGGAACCCAUCCCCCCCUCCAGGUUCAACCAAGCUAGCUACUAGAUCUACAACCUCUCAGCAGUCAGUGCACACAUCGGAUGUCUUAAACAUGGAGUCUGAAAAUGAAUCACUGCCAGAUAGGGAAACGAUAGCAGACUUGACCACCAAGGAUAGUCUCUUAGGGAAUGAGAGAAUGGAGACAGAAAGUGAUGUGGGCGAGUCUGGAAUCACGAUGAAGCCAGACAGCUCUGAAGCUGAGAAGUCUGAAAAUGCUAAUGAGAACUCCGGUGUUACAAAAAGUAUAAACGCAAAGGAUGGGAGCUCUCUCCAAGGGAACACCGAUGUUAUUAAGCUGGAAACUGAGAUUCAGAACAAAUAUUUCCAAGCACCUCCACUUGGGCAGGCUUUGACUCAAGCACAAAAUACAAAAGACCAGGAGAGUGAGUGUGUUGAUAUGCUAACACCAGAUGAAAUUCCACAAAUUGGGACUGAUCCAGAGUGCUCGGAAAAAGAACAAACAAAAGAAGUGUCAAUAGAGUCAAUAGAUUGUGGGUGCGAAGCCAAAAAAGUGGCAGAUAUCCCAUUUGAGAAACCUGGCUCAAACUCACCCGUCAGGCAAGUACUCAACGCUCUCCAGUCAGCAUCCCGCGGGAGCCUUUGCCUGUCCUCCCACACCCGGCAGUCCCCGGACUCCGACGACUCUCCUUCUGCCUUGGAGAUGGAGGACAUCCCUGCCGGGGUCACCUGUUUGAACCUGGAGGAAAUAAACAUUAGGCCACUGACUGCCCUUGCCCCACCUCCGGUCUCACUGGCUCGGAGAGGGAAGACGGCAUCCGAAGACCUUGUCAUGGAUCACCAUCUGGACACUGCUUGUAACACCAGUCCUGAGGGCACCGACAUGGGACUGUCUGAAGAUGAGCCUGACACAGAAAGCGUGUUCACGGCACCAGAAACUGCAGAGACUGGAGGAGAGUCCAAAUGUGAAGAAUCCUUGACACACCAAGGCUACUCACAAGAAACACUGGACAUGUACCUAAUCAACUUGCAUCGCAUUGACAAAGAUGUUCGACGCUGCGACAGAACAUACUGGUAUUUCACUCCUGAGAACCUGGAGAAGCUGAGGAACAUCAUGUGCAGCUACGUGUGGCAACAUCUGGACACAGGUUACGUCCAGGGAAUGUGCGAUAUACUGGCUCCCCUACUGGUUAUUCUGGAUGAUGAGGUGAUGGCAUUCAGUUGCUUCACUGAACUGAUGAAAAGGAUGAACCAGAAUUUUCCUCACGGGGGCGCCAUGGACUCACACUUUGCCAACAUGCGUUCUCUUAUUCAGAUCCUGGACUCGGAACUGUUUGAACUGAUGCAGCAGAAUGGUGACUACACCCACUUCUACUUCUGCUACCGCUGGUUCCUGCUGGACUUUAAAAGAGAAAUGGUCUAUGAUGAUGUUUUCUCCGUUUGGGAAACCAUCUGGGCGGCGGCAUACACAACCUCUGAGCAUUUUGUGCUCUUCAUUGCAUUGGCACUGGUGGAGAUGUACAGAGAUAUCAUCCUGGAAAACAACAUGGACUUCACGGACAUCAUCAAGUUCUUUAAUGAAAUGGCAGAACGUCACGACGUCCCCCAGGUCCUGAUGAUGGCCCGAGACUUAGUCCACAAAGUGCAGACACUUAUUGAAAACAAGUAAUCGGCAAACUGUUUUAGAAGAUGAUACCACACAAAAACACUAAAUUGAUGAAAAUGCAGUAAGCUUUGAAGUGGUUGCUCAGUUCUAUGUCAGUGAGACAGAAUUAAGGCCAGUAAAUUUAUUUUCCAAGUGUAAUUGUUCACCUCGUGAAUGUACCCUCAUUGAUACUGCUUCAGGAUGUUAUUUUGCCUUAAAUGUUGCUAUUUUUUCAGGGAUACGAUUCAAGUCUUAACAUACCCCCUCGAUUAUUGGGUGUCGGAUAGCGUACCACUGAAAAGUGAGAGGAUUGAUUAGUGUUGGAGAGUGUCCAAGUAGCUUGUGUAGCUCCUGAUGCAUCCGUCAAUAACCAUUAAGGCUUCAUGUCUAUUGAAGGCUGUUUGGCACCUACGAUAGAGAAUAUGCUAAAUUAUCUAAUUUCUUUUAAAAAGGACUUUCACAUCUCAUGAAAUCCUAAUGUUUCACAUUUUGUUCAAAUUUUUUGCAUACUUACAUUUUGGUGCUCACACGUUUGUGUACUCAGAUUAAUUGGAUUACCAGAUUGUUUGAACGAUAGGAUCAUUGUCGUUAAGUCUUUUGCAUUUUAGAAGGUCAGUUCAGUGGUGGUGUUCUCAUUUGGGUUUUGUAAAGAUUUUCUCAUGGCAGGCUUUUAACCAAAUAAAUGUGUACUAUAAAAAAAAGCGAGGGGGAUUCAGCCAUUGGGUUCAAGUGCCAAACAAAUAGCCAAAAUUCUAUCAAUGGGUAACAAGAAAACAUUUAAUGGAUGCCAAUCAGUUAAACCAUCAGUGUUUCAUUAUCACUGCUUUAAGUGGUCCCGUACUUUCCUCUGAAACAGGCCAGUGUUGUUUGUGGAUUGCCGUGCUCCAUGUCAGAAGAUUAACUGUAUACAAUGUGAGACCACUGUACAAACAAAGCUAGCACAUAUUUAUUAAAUGCAAUACAAUGUCUUUAUUGGGCUUUAUCUGAAUAUCAUGGAGAUUAUCAUGGAGACAAAAAAAUAUAUUCUAUUGGAGACAUUUAUUUUUUUCCUGUCUUCUCAAAAAUGUGAGCUGUUAGAAUUAAUUUAUUGUGAAUUAAAAUAUUCUAUUUUGCA
Molecule: messenger RNA, 4996 nt
Organism: Doryrhamphus excisus (bluestripe pipefish)
Lineage: Eukaryota; Metazoa; Chordata; Actinopteri; Syngnathiformes; Syngnathidae
Gene: sgsm1b
Product: small G protein signaling modulator 1b
Biological process (GO): activation of GTPase activity
Molecular function (GO): GTPase activator activity
Source: RefSeq, a predicted model, not a curated record